UAUAUACAUAUAUAUAUAUAUUGUGACAGUGUGGUGAUCUGUCUCGCUGGGAUUCUUAACAAGCAGGUUGAAGGGCUCCAGGGUACUUGUUUUAUACAGAGGAAAGUGGCUUUUCACUUUCCUCAUGUCUUUGUAAAGUCCAUUUUGGGACCCCGAGCCUGGACAUUUCAAAGUGAUUUGGGAGGGAUGAAAUCUCCAAUCCUGGGACCAGGCAUUGGGAAUGGCCAGGAGACUGAUUGGUCAGGUGUGCAUGGC
Staurois parvus is the source of this 255-nucleotide messenger RNA. The record is from the annotation of a GenBank genome assembly. Lineage: Eukaryota; Metazoa; Chordata; Amphibia; Anura; Ranidae.